This is a messenger RNA of Sparassis crispa, 501 nucleotides long. RefSeq names its product 54S ribosomal protein L36, mitochondrial. The transcript has a single exon. Gene Ontology annotation, cellular component: mitochondrial large ribosomal subunit. NCBI's taxonomy places the organism in Eukaryota, Fungi, Basidiomycota, Agaricomycetes, Polyporales, Sparassidaceae. Bases 1 to 501 code for a protein of 166 amino acids. Gene Ontology annotation, biological process: mitochondrial translation. The record is from RefSeq and is a predicted model, not a curated record. Gene Ontology annotation, molecular function: structural constituent of ribosome.
AUGAGCUUUCCGUCAGCUCUGGCGAGCACAUCUCGCUGCCUAAAAAGAACAGCGCUUUCACAACGUGCGACGCCUGUAACGCAACCGCAAACUCGGGGCAUUUCUUCCUCGCCGUACGGGCGUACACACGUCUGGAAACACCGCCAACGCAAGCUCCCUAACCCAUUCGUGCCGCAGUUCCCCCAGCGUGUCGUACGCGCGGACGGCUCGACAUUCAUCCACUACACGACCUCGCCGCGCUCGGUGUUUCGCCUCACGCGCGACACGACGAACAACCCGCUUUGGAACGCCGCGCGCUGGACGAACGAGGGCGAGGAGGAGGACCUUGUCACGGGCCGUCUUGGGCGGUUCAAUAGGCGGUUUGAUGGGAUGGGUGGGCAUGCCUCGGACGUGGAUUGGAUGUCGGAGAGCGAGGGGAGCGGUGAGGCGAAGGAGAUAGCGAAGGAGGCCGCUCGGGACAUCGCCGAGCAGUCGAAGGGCGCGAAGGGGCGCAAGCGGUGA